AUGAGGAGAGCAUGCGCCCGAGGGCACAGCGGGAUGACGGCUAGCUCGGAGUCCCGCCACCUCGGCCCUGUACCUCCCUCCUCCUUGUGAUGUAGAUGUGGCAAGUUUUUCCUUGUUUUUCAAGUUAGGUAGUUAAUGGGGUGGUGUGAGGCGUGUACAUGACUUGGAGGACAAAUAGGGAGGACAAUCAAUAGGGCCGAGGACAGGCUAGGCCGACUUCUCUCGUGGACGGAGCUACGAGACCCAGUUCUCCCUCUGCCGUGGUCGAGUGAGGACGUGCAGCUCGGGCGCGCGUGCAUGUGUGUUUGCGCUCGGGUGACGCGCCUCGCUUCAGCUGUUACGCCGAAUUCUCAAAUGCGUGGAAAGCUACAUGACCGCCACAGCGAAAUGGAGUCUUUAAGUGAACGCAUGCUUAGUUUACUGACCAUUUUCCUGAACUAACUGAACUUUUGGGCUUGUUUUUCUCCUUCCCACUCGCUCGAUCUUGAUGAAAAGUUUUCCCUAAGUGAGAAAAAGAUGACAAGUUGUCGUGCAAAUGUCCCUCGUCUUGAACACGUCCUCUGAGGUGACCGGUGACCAGGUACCUCGUCCAUUACCCGUUCUUACCUGAGUGCUUUCGUCGCGUGUGAAGGAGAGAGGGUGAGGGAGAGAGGAGGCCAUCCCCUGACUCCCUGACUACCUAUAUGAGAUAGUGAUGAUGGUAGUGGCCAGACCAUGGACUCGCCUCGCCUUCGCCCUCACCAUCUCCAUCACCAUCAUCGCCGCCACCGUCACGCAGGAGCUUUAUGAGGACAAUGGCGAGGAGGCCGAGGAGGAGACGGAUCCCAAUGAUGAAUUCAAGAACAGCCCCGUGACUCCUGCUGUGGCUGUGGCGGGCGGCCAGGCGGUGCUACCCUGCAAUAUCUCCAGCCUCCGCGGUGACUCCUUCCAGUUGGUGCUCUGGUACCGUGACCAUGUGCCCACUCCAGUGUUCAGUUACGACGCACGCUCCGGGGCAUACACGCGGCCGAAGGAAUGGUCAGACCCCAAGAUCCUGGGAGAGAGGGCUCACUUCACCGUUACCACCUCCCCUGCCGCCCUUGUGUUGAACCUCACUAGGCGCAGCGACCAGGCCGUGUACAGGUGCCGCGUGGACUACAAGCACCUCACCACAACCCACGCCCGCGUCAACCUCACUGUUAUUGAGCCAGUGAGGGGGGUGAGGAUCGUGGACGACGGGGGCACGGAGCUGGUUGGGGUGGCGGGCCCUUACAUCUUAGAGCAGCGUCCUUCUCUUACUUGCCGAGCUGCGGGCGGCGAUCCCUCACCUACCGUCACCUGGUGGAAGGACGGACGCCUCAUAGACAGCACCUACCACUAUGAGCAGCCCCCCAGCUCGGGAAGACGGGGCGGGCAGGUGUCCACGGGCGUCCCGGAGAUUGUCAACACGAUUCACCUGCGGGCGCUGAAGAAAGAAGACCUGCGCGAUGUGUACACGUGUAAGGCCGCCAACCACGACCUGGCGCCGGUGCGGGAGGCGACAAUACAGCUGGACAUGAACUUCGGACCAGAGGAGGUUGAGAUUCGGGGUCUGGAGCAGCCUGUCUCAGCCGGCGUGCCACACCAGGUCGUGUGUGAGGCGAGGGAGAGCCGUCCCCCCGCUAUCCUUACGUGGUGGUUGGAUGGUGCCAUGAAGAAAAGCGUGUCCCAUAUGACCUCGGUGGAUGGGCUGGUCACCACAAGCACUCUCAAACUUGUCAUCUACUCUGAGGAUGAAGGGAAACUGCUAACGUGCCGGGCUGAGAAUCCAGACCUACCAGCUGCAAGUAUCGAGGCAUCCCACCACCUCCAGGUUCUGUACCCGCCUGAAGUGGAGGUGGCUGCCGGUCCGUCCCUCGACCUGAACCACAUCAAGGAGGGUGAUGAUGUGUACUUCGAUUGCCACGUGAAGGCGCGACCCGAGACUCUCAAGAUCACGUGGAUGUUUAACGGCGUGGAGCUCCAGCACAAUACAUCCUCUCGCGUGAUGGUGGUCGGGCGCUCCUUGGUCAUGCAGAAGGUGUCACGUAAGCAGGCGGGGAGUUACACCUGCAGCGCCACUAACUCCCAAGGCACCAACAGCUCCUCCCCUAUACACCUCUCCGUCAAGUACUCCCCCGUGUGCCGCGUGGAGCAGACGGACGUGUAUGGUGUGGGGCGUCACGAGAAGACCACCGUCACGUGCAGGGUGGACGCAGACCCGCCCGUCACCGCCUACCGUUGGGCCUUCAACAAUACAGGGGAGUUUGUGGACAUUCCCAGUUCGCAUUAUGACGUCAAAGGAGAUGGAAUCAAGUCGCAGCGUUCAGACCUCCGCUACUCCCCCGUCAGUGACCUGGACUACGGGACGCUGCUCUGCUGGGCCACCAAUGCGGUAGGCACCCAGAGAACGCCGUGCACCUUCACCGUGUUCCCCGCCGGCAAGCCUGACGUGCCCAACUCCUGCCUCGCCUUCAAUGAGACGGAGGAGAGCGUGUCGGUGUCUUGCGAGCCCGGGUACAGCGGCGGCGUGGACCAGAGUUUCCUACUGGAGGCGUGGGACGACGGCGUGGUAAGGGCGACGGACACCAGCGACUCUCCUAUCCUGCAGGUUAGCGGUCUGCGCCCCGGAACACGCUACACCCUUAAAAUCUUCGCCGUGAACACAAUGGGCCGCUCCCAACCGUAUAUUUUCACCGCCUUUACUCUCACGGACGUGGCUGAGCGUCGUACAGCACUGGGGGCAGGAGAGGAGGGGGAGCCGCUGAGUCCCGUGGUGGGGGCUGUGCUGGGAGGCGUGGCGGCUGUGGUGGUCCUGACGGCGGUGGCGUUGGUGGUGGCCAAGUGUCGGCGCAGCAGGGCCCCUGAGGAUGCCGGGACGAGGAAGGGCGGCGACGAGGGUGUGGGCGAAGCAGGGUACAAGGCAGCAGGGAAAAGUGGCAGUCAGCAGGAAACGUCCCACGACACUGCUGGACCUGAUCUGGUGUCUACUUCCCAAGAAUCCGCGUUGAUGUCUCACUCCCACGACUCCACCACACCCUUGAUAGGCAACGGGCGGCUGCUGCAGAGCCAGGCCAAGCAGGAGCAGGUGUACCAGUCGCAGGGGCAGCAGCAGGGGAAGCAGUACGCCCCACAGCAGCACCACCACGCAGACCCACAGAAGGCCAAGCACGUGGUGAUAGUCGACGCCCCUGCAGUGGAGCCGUCUUCGUACUACCAGGAGGAGCCCAUGGUGGAGGAGGUGCCGGCGGGAGCAAGUGGAGCAGGUGGAGGUGGUGGAGGAGGAACUUUACACUACCAGACGCAUCCAAAGGUCUCGUACGUGCCGAUUUAUCAACGUUAUCAGCAUCAGGGGGAGUGGGCGGGAGUGAGCGAAGGGGCGUGGAGUGGCGGCGCCCAUGGAGGUACAGCGGGAGUGGGCGUGGGUGUAGUGGCGGAGCAGCAGCAACAGCAGCAACCAUCGACAACCUCUCCUUUGUCCCCUUACGGAAUGAUUGACCCAAGACGCCACUCCGCGUACCUCCGCCCCUUGGAUGAGCUGCCCCCGCAAGUGACCCAUAUGCCAUCACACAUCUCCGAACACCAGCUGGGCCGACAGACGCAGCCUCAGCCUUACUCCCCACCUCAUCCCCACCAGCUGUCCACCGCACCCUCCCCAGCACCCACCGUGGUUUUCAAGCCCAGUUCUGAACACGAGAGCUCGGUGUGACGGGAAGGAACCUUUAACCGUGUGUCGUGGGCGGCGUUCAGGGUUCAGAG
Molecule: messenger RNA, 3756 nt
Organism: Scylla paramamosain (green mud crab)
Lineage: Eukaryota; Metazoa; Arthropoda; Malacostraca; Decapoda; Portunidae
Product: nephrin-like
Exons: 17
Coding region: 695-3706 (1003 amino acids)
Molecular function (GO): protein binding
Source: RefSeq, a predicted model, not a curated record